AUGUUUGACGACUUGGUGCAAAUAUGGCGGCAGCGGAGCAACGUUCCACAGUCAUCGCGUCGGUGGACCGGACAAGAACUGUUGGACUUCAUGGAGAGCCACCUCGUUCGCAGCCAUGGGACGAGUUUCUUCCAGUUCAUCGACGACAUUGACGAAUGCGGAGAGAAGGAUGCAAGGGAGAAUGCGACCUACUUUCGCCGAAUAACGCUGAUCUCUGCCGCCAACGGAUGCAGCGUCAAUGUGUUGGAUCGAGAAAACGAAGAUGACAUCUCCGUGUUCGUGAAGGCCCGGUUGGUCGAAUACAGAGCGGUGACUCCGCAAAGGAAAGAGCACUACAGGUCCAGUAUCAUCAGCAAGGCCAGAGGGAACUUCCUCUGGGCUGCUCUCGCUGUGGCAUUCGUGAACACCUGCAAUGGCCAUGGUACACCAGACGAUAAAAUUGAAAAGAAACUGCGACAGAGCCCGGGUGAACUAGAUGUCAGGUAUGCCCAGCUUUUUGGGGAGAAGUCGCCUGAAGAGCUUCAGGACUCUCUACGGUUUUGGCGGGCGUUCACCCUCCCGGUCAGAACGUUGGGGCUAUCCGAGCUUUGGCAUCUCUACGUAUUCUUAGACACUGCAAGACCUGAGUCACUGGAGCUAGCAUCCAAACUCGCGGGGAGAACGAGGAAAGUCGGUUGGAAUUUCUAA
Molecule: messenger RNA, 687 nt
Organism: Cladophialophora immunda
Lineage: Eukaryota; Fungi; Ascomycota; Eurotiomycetes; Chaetothyriales; Herpotrichiellaceae
Exons: 2
Coding region: 1-687 (228 amino acids)
Source: RefSeq, a predicted model, not a curated record